CUCAGAAAAUGAAGCAUGAAACACAUCAAAAUCAGAUUAUCUCAGCAAAACUUUUCAAUUCUCAAAGGUAUAUCCAUAGCCUUAUUGUGUAUUUUCUUUUCUUUGGUUCUGGUUUGGUUAUAGGAAUAUCAUUAACCUUCUAUCUAAAAGAUGUUCCAAUCACAUUAAAGAAAAAACUAUUUACUAUCCAACCAUCUCCUCCAUUAAUAGUACCACCAAAAUCGCGCCCUCCUCCAUCUCCUCCAUUGAAUCAAGAACAAGGCGUGACGAUGAAUAAUAAUAUCAAGAAGAAAAUCCCGGGUGUUGGUAGAAUAGGAUUAACAGAUUAUAUUAAGCCUCCUGAAGCAAUGCAUGAUAUGAUGGAUGAUGAGUUAAUAUGGAGAGCUUCAAUGGUUCCUAAGGCUAAGAUAUUCCCAUUUAAUCGUACCCCAAAGGUCGCGUUUAUGUUUCUAGCAAGAGGUAGUUUACCAUUAGCACCACUUUGGGAACGAUUCUUUAAAGGACAUGAAGGACGUUACUCCAUUUAUAUUCAUUCUCAACCAUCUUUCAAAGGGGAUGCACCUGAAGAGGGACCAAUUUUUCAUGCUCGAAGAGUCCCAAGUAAGAGAGUAGAUUGGGGAGAAUUCAGCAUGGUUGAUGCAGAACGGAGGUUACUAGCCAACGCGUUACUCGACAUGUCAAAUGAACGUUUUGUGCUUCUUUCAGAGGCUUGCAUUCCCUUAUAUAAUUUCACAACUAUCUACACCUACAUCAUGAACUCCACAAAAACCUUUGUGGAAUCCUAUGAUGAAUGGGGUCCCGUUGGACGGGGCCGCUAUAAUAGUCAAAUGACACCAUGGGUGACAAUCGAGCAAUGGAGAAAAGGGUCUCAAUGGUUUGAGCUCAAUAGAGAAAUCGCGCUCGAUAUGAUCACCGAUCAAAAAUACUUCAAUUUAUUCAAAGAUUUUUGUAGGCCAGCUUGCUACUCUGAUGAACAUUAUUUACCAACUUUUGUCACCAUGAGAUAUUGGUGGAAAAAUGGUAAUAGAACGUUGACUUGGGUUGACUGGACAAAAGGUGGACCCCACCCUACAAAAUUUGCUAGAACUGAGGUAACAAGGGAGUUGUUACACCAAAUGAGAACUGGAAUUCAAUGUAUGUAUAAUGGAGAGCCUACAAGUAUGUGUUACCUUUUUGCAAGAAAGUUCUUACCUAGUGCAUUGGAUAGGCUUUUAAAGUUUGCUCCUAAGGUCAUGAUGUUCGGUUGAUCAAUAUUUUAUUGUAUCGUA
This is a messenger RNA of Solanum stenotomum, 1268 nucleotides long. RefSeq names its product glycosyltransferase BC10-like. The coding region runs from base 9 to 1247 and encodes 412 amino acids. Gene Ontology annotation, cellular component: membrane. Lineage: Eukaryota; Viridiplantae; Streptophyta; Magnoliopsida; Solanales; Solanaceae. The transcript has 2 exons. The record is from RefSeq and is a predicted model, not a curated record. Gene Ontology annotation, molecular function: glycosyltransferase activity.